AUGGAGCUUGUAGUUUCGGAUGUGCAGGCGCCCUGGAGGCGACAGCGUCGCACCCAUCGCAAAUCCCGCCACGGCUGCCGGAACUGCAAGUUGCGACGACUGAAGUGUGACGAAGCGAAGCCCAGAUGCGCCAAGUGCCGCUUGUACAGAGUGGUCUGCGACUACGCCGGUCCUUCGACAGACUUGCAGCUCACUCAGGAGUUCAAAAUGCCGCCGCCCCUGGUGGCGACAGAUGGUAGCUCUUCCUGCGAAUUGGAUGAACAAUGCCUGGCUAGACUUGGCCGGUUCCAAUUCCGCACGAUCAAAACCGCCAUCAACGUGCCUCCGCAGCCAUUACUGCAAGGGGCCAUGGGGGUGAGUGGCCUCGCAGCCGGCGACUGA
Molecule: messenger RNA, 381 nt
Organism: Aspergillus melleus
Lineage: Eukaryota; Fungi; Ascomycota; Eurotiomycetes; Eurotiales; Aspergillaceae
Product: Zn(II)2Cys6 transcription factor domain-containing protein
Exons: 2
Coding region: 1-381 (126 amino acids)
Biological process (GO): regulation of transcription by RNA polymerase II
Molecular function (GO): zinc ion binding; DNA-binding transcription factor activity, RNA polymerase II-specific
Source: RefSeq, a predicted model, not a curated record